UAUAAGUAAGUAUGAGAGUUGUAGUCAAAGUGAAUUUGAUACAAAUCUUUACAAUAAAGGCUUCAGAUUUUAGCGUUGCUGAAGUACGAAAGCAAGAAAGUGCUCUAGGUGCAUAUAUAGACAUAUUGUCAGAUUUCACGAUAUAUGGCUGGAUUCCUAUAUCUCUAACUUUUGAGGCGUCUUGGGCCAACCAGAAUGAUAUUUACUCACUAUGGCUCACACUAGCCAUUUUGGAAUCCCUUUAUUUCGUCAAUUCUGCUUCGUUAUUCUAUUUGGCUGCAAUAUUAGAACAAAGACAAGCUGGCAAGUUGAAAACAAAGGAAAUGACGCAUGUUACCAUGUGCGAAGCUCUUAUAGGUGGAACAGAAACCAUUCUGUUUUAUUCCUUGAUGAUAAUAUUACCUCGUUUCUACUUGCCUUUUCUUUUUCUAUUAUUUGCUUUAUUAGUAUUUUUCUCUAUUUUACAAAGACUUUGGUGGGCUGUUCGUAUGCUUUAAAUAAUUUUCUCUAAGAAAAUCCAUCCAUUGACUAGAAAUUUCCAAGUCAUGACGAGUGUUUUUGUGGAUACUCAACAGGUUUUAUGGAACUUGGCUCAAAGAAAUGCCAGGAAAUGUAA
Galdieria sulphuraria is the source of this 616-nucleotide messenger RNA. Its product is annotated as CDP-alcohol phosphatidyltransferase. The coding region runs from base 12 to 497 and encodes 161 amino acids. The record is from RefSeq and is a predicted model, not a curated record. The transcript is spliced from 3 exons. Lineage: Eukaryota; Rhodophyta; Bangiophyceae; Galdieriales; Galdieriaceae.